CUUUCCCCCCCGCCCCUAGCCACUUUCUGUCAGUUCCGUUUAUUGCGGCAUUUUAAAACACCCUCCUCACCCCGCCGAGAGCCCCCCGAAAGUGCAGGGAGGAAUGCUUGUCCUCUGUCCACGUCCCUCGAAUACAUUAAUUCGAAUCUGCAGCUCCAACAAACGACCGGUACCCUCUCUACCUGUCUCUCCCGCACUGCGAGUCCAUCCUUCGCCGCAAUUGAGCCGUAGAAUUCACGCGACAAGGUCGUGGCUGUCUCCCACGAAGAACAACACCCCUCGAAAACUGGCGAUUUCCACCCGUCUCGGAUCGGUGACACGGCAUUUCUCGAGUGCCUCCCCCGCUCUGUCCAAGAUAUCAGAUACAAUGGCGCCAAUCGACAGUGUAGAGGUAAAGAAAUAUGAUUACAUCGUGAUCGGGGGUGGGAGCGGAGGCAGUGGUGCUGCACGGAGAGCGGCGGGGUGGUAUAAAGCGAAGACAUUGAUCAUUGAAAACGGGAGAUCGGGAGGGUGCUGCGUCAAUGUCGGGUGUGUUCCAAAGAAAAUGACGUGGAAUUUCUCCUCGAUCGCAGAGUCACUACGUGACGGUGUGCAUUACGGUUAUGAUAUCCCCAAGAACAUCUCUGUAGACUACAAUCUUUUCAAGCGAAAACGCGAUGCUGUGAUUGAGCGAUUGAACGGUAUCUACGAGCGGAACUGGAACCGUGAAGGGAUCGACCUUGUGCACGGAACAGCUACCUUUGUUGGACAGAAGGAGCUCGAAGUCACACUGCAAGAUGGCAGUGGGAAGGUUCGGUUCACCGCUCCGCACAUCCUGAUCGCUACCGGCGGCUACCCCAAGGUCCCCAAUACUCCCGGUGCCGAGCACGGAAUCACUAGUGAUGGGUUCUUCGAAAUCGAGGAUCUGCCGCCGAAGGUUGCCGUUGUCGGUUCUGGAUACAUCGGUGUUGAAUUGGCGGGCGUCAUGCACACUGCCGGCGUCGAGACGCAUCUGUUCUGUCGCCAUGAGACGUUUCUGCGAAAGUUUGACCCAAUGAUCCAGCAUACCAUGACAAAGCGAUACGAAGAUGUCGGAAUGAAGAUCCACAAGAACUUCACUGGAGUCAAGGAGGUCAAGCUUCUACGUGAAGGCAAAGGCGCAGAUAAGCUGCUCAGGCUGAUCAUGCAUGACGGCAGCGAGAUAGAAGUCAACGAGCUGCUUUGGGCCAUUGGUCGAUCACCGGCCGUUGACAACCUGGGUCUCAAGGAGAUUGGUGUAAAACAAUUGCCCGGUGGAUAUAUCGCUGUUGACGAUUUCCAGAACACCUCUGUCGAAGGCAUCUACGCGCUCGGUGAUGUUACUGGAAGAGCGGAACUGACUCCAGUUGCCAUUGCUGCUGGCCGCCAACUUGGAAACCGUCUCUUUGGGCCCCCCGAACUGAGAUCAUCCAAAUUGUCGUACGACAAUAUCCCCACCGUCGUAUUCUCUCAUCCAGAAGUCGGCUCUAUCGGCUUAACAGAACCCGAGGCUGUGGAGAAGUACGGAAAAGACAACCUCAAGAUUUACCACACUAAAUUUACAGCUAUGUUCUAUGAUAUGAUGCCCCCAGAAGAAAAAGCUCAUAACCCGACCGAGAUGAAGCUCAUCUGCGCGGGUCCUGAAGAGAAGGUUGUUGGCCUACAUAUCCUUGGUCUCGGAGUCGGCGAGAUGCUACAAGGCUUUGGCGUCGCAGUGAAGAUGGGUGCCACGAAAAAAGACUUUGAUAGCUGUGUUGCUAUUCAUCCUACAUCUGCUGAAGAAUUGGUCACUUUGAGAUAAAUCAUGGAUUCCACUCCAUCUUGGGAUAUCUUUCGAUGUUUAUAUUGUUUGAUAGAAGUUACACUCCUUGGGCUAUUUGCAUAUGCAUAUUGGAAAACAUUUUUAGUAGAAAGACGGAUUUAUUACCUAC
Coccidioides posadasii C735 delta SOWgp is the source of this 1928-nucleotide messenger RNA. RefSeq names its product Glutathione reductase (gene GLR1). Gene Ontology annotation, cellular component: cytosol; mitochondrion. Gene Ontology annotation, biological process: glutathione metabolic process; cellular response to oxidative stress; cell redox homeostasis. The record is from RefSeq and is a predicted model, not a curated record. Gene Ontology annotation, molecular function: NADP binding; flavin adenine dinucleotide binding; glutathione-disulfide reductase (NADPH) activity. NCBI's taxonomy places the organism in Eukaryota, Fungi, Ascomycota, Eurotiomycetes, Onygenales, Onygenaceae.